ACCACAACUUCCCUGGGCAACCUGACUACUCUCAUGGUGAAGAAAUUCAGAUGAGCUGGUUGCCACAUUUGCACAGGGAAAAGCUAGUUGAUAUGAUUGAUAGGAAUCUUUAACAACUCUUUCUAAAAUGGGAAGAAACGCCAGUGCUUGAGCACCUUAAUCCUUCCUUUCAAGUCUGGAGGUAUGCAUCUGCCUUCAUUGUCGAGAACAGAGUUGCUGUGGUGUAGACAGAGUCCGGUUAUAUUGACUGGAGUGACAGCUGAGCCAUCUCGUCUACCUGAGACAGUAAUGGGUGGAAGCAAACUGCCUCCUUGAAUUGAGCUUUUUAGGAUUGUUCCUUUACCUCCCUUCCAGAACAGGUUCUCGUCUGGAAAGAGGCUUCAUUUUGCAACACCUUCCCUUGACAGCAUAAGUCGAGUUGUGAGAGUCUGCUUAAAAACACAUGAUAGUAUUCGGUUUCAGGUUAAGGCAUCAUAUUUAGGCAUCUACAUAUAAACAUUUAUAUGUUUAUAUAAGUUAUACACCUAAAUUCCUGCCGUGAGUGAGGAAUAAACCAGGUGUCAAGGUUAAGUCCAGAAGGCUCCUCAGGUUCUCAGGAACUGCUGAGAAGCUGGGAUAGCCAAAGGUAUCACCUACUAGCAGGUCACCUGAGUUGCCGUUUAGAGUCCAUUGACUGUAUCAAGUAGGCAUCCCAAUAAUUUGUUCAGUCAUAGCAGUCUGAUACGAUGUGAGAUACCCCGGUGUGACCUGUCAUUUGUCCAGUUUUCAUUCCAGAGGAGCACGAGCUUUCCAACGUCCCUUCAUCAAAUGUGACAGGUGCCUUCAGAUGUCUCAGAUACCCUCCAGCGUAUCAAGUGAUGUUCAUUAGUGCCUUCCACAGCAUUAUUAAUGUCAACAUUCUGCUGAUCUCUUUUUACUGCAUGAAGACUCAGGAUCCAGCAACUGUGACCACGUACUACUUGGAAACUCUGUUGUCAUAAUAAAGCCUUAAAACAUCUUAGACAAUAUUGCAUCAAGACAGUACAUGAACAAUAGGAACUGUAGUGAUGAGGAUGCCCCAAGAUCCUAGCUAUACAUUAAGGUUGUUGGAUGUACUUUGUUAGAUGAGUUCUGUGUGCUGAAUUUUGCCUUUUUUGCAGAAAAAGGAUACAGGUCUACAGGUAUUUGUCCAAAAGUGUAGAUCUGAUUUGUAAUGAGUGUGUUUGAAAGAUUGUUUCACUCUGGUUUGUGUUUCUUUCCAUGUUAAGAAAGGAUAUCAAGAACUGGGAUUUACCACAUAAUAUUUUAAUCUAACAUUGAAUUUUGAUUUUCUGAAGAGGAUUGUGACUCUGUUGGGCAUUGAAAUGUGUAUAAAUUAGCCAUUCUUCUGUUAAAUCUGUGUAAUUAGACCACAAUUAACAUGACGCUAAAUGUACCAUGAGAAAACUUCCUCAACUUUCUCUCAUUUCUCUGUUCACCAUAGAUAAUAUAAAUUGGAUGGUACAUUGUGUCUGGUACAUUAUCUUCCACAACAGAUUCUCUCCCCUUCAGAGAGAAAUGUAAGUUCGUUACGCUUAUCUUGCACCAGGUUUGAGUUUACUUUGUUUCUAUUUCUUAUCUUGAUACUUGAACUGCUGCAAUAAUAAUGGCCAGGGAAAACCAAAGUAUAGUGACACAAUUUGUCUUUCAAGGCCUUUCCUCCCAGCCAAGGACACAGACCAUCCUUUUCGUAGCGUUCCUGUUUUUUUAUCUGUUCACAGUUGUUGGGAACAUCACGAUCAUUGCAGUAAUCAGAGCCGAUUGCCAGUUGCAGUCACCCAUGUACUUCUUCCUUGCCAACCUGGACUUCUUGGAUAUCUGCUUCGUCUCCAGCAACAUCCCCCAGAUGCUGGUGAACCUCUUGACCAGGAAGAGGACCAUCUCCUUCUCUGGAUGUGCUGCUCAGAUGUGUUUCUCUCUGGCUUUUGGCAUGACAGAGCGUGUUCUGCUUGGGGUCAUGGCCUAUGAUCGGUAUAUGGCAAUAUGUCACCCCUUGCUCUACACCACUAUUAUAAGCAGAAAGGUUUGCAUUCACAUGGUAAUGGCUUCCUGGAUCACCAGCUUGCUGAGCUCCAUGGUCAUCAACAGUCUCAACUUGCGGCUGCCGUUCUGUGGGCCUGACAUCUUGAACCAUUUCUUCUGCAAAGCACCUGCAGUGCUGGCCUUGGCCUGUGCGGACACUGCCUUCACGGAGCUGGUCAUCUUCAUCUUCAGCAUCCUCAUAGUCUUCAUCCCCUUUCUUCUGAUCAUCACCUCCUAUGCCCAUAUACUUUCUGCUGCAUUGAAGAUUCAAUCUGUACAUGUGCAAUCCAAGGUCUUCUCCACCUGUGGAUCCCACCUGAUGGUGGUAACCAUAUUCUUUGGGACAGCCAUUUGCAUUUACGUGAAUCCUAAAUCAAGGGCUCCACAGGACAGGGACAAAGUGAUUUCAAUGUUUUACACCAUUGUAGCCGCAAUGCUGAACCCCCUCAUCUACAGCCUUAGGAACAUGGACAUGCAGCGUGCCCUGAGAAGGGCAAUGAAUAGAUCCAAAUCCUUCUUUAUCUAAAGGCUUCACAGGGUUUGUUGGUGUUGCAUUUAGCUCUAGGAGUUGAAACAAUACUCAAAUAAGAUUGUUUCUCUACCUGUAAUUGUCCUAGACUUAUUUUAUCGAGACUGAGAUGAAAUCAUAACUGUGCUAAAUCCAACAGCACCUAAAGACCUUGCAUGCAAAGAACUUCCUAAAUAAUAUUUGAGAUUGGAUGUGGCCAAAAACCCAGAGGCCAAUGGCAUUAUGACAAGAAAGAGAAAAGGAAGAGAAAGGGAAAAAAAUUA
This is a messenger RNA of Cuculus canorus (common cuckoo), 2832 nucleotides long. Its product is annotated as olfactory receptor 2D2-like. Lineage: Eukaryota; Metazoa; Chordata; Aves; Cuculiformes; Cuculidae. Gene Ontology annotation, molecular function: G protein-coupled receptor activity; olfactory receptor activity. The record is from RefSeq and is a predicted model, not a curated record. Gene Ontology annotation, cellular component: membrane. Gene Ontology annotation, biological process: G protein-coupled receptor signaling pathway.